Messenger RNA from Ananas comosus (pineapple), 1217 nucleotides. Its product is annotated as V-type proton ATPase subunit E-like. Lineage: Eukaryota; Viridiplantae; Streptophyta; Magnoliopsida; Poales; Bromeliaceae. Gene Ontology annotation, cellular component: proton-transporting two-sector ATPase complex, catalytic domain. The record is from RefSeq and is a predicted model, not a curated record. Gene Ontology annotation, molecular function: proton-transporting ATPase activity, rotational mechanism. The transcript is spliced from 6 exons. The coding region runs from base 302 to 997 and encodes 231 amino acids. Gene Ontology annotation, biological process: proton transmembrane transport.
UGAUCUCUAUUUCAUCGCUUCGAUUCGAAUGAGUAAGAACAAAUCGGCCCACGGAUGACGUGGUGGACGCGUUCUAGGGGUGUAAACAAAUAGCACGCCUCCUAAGCCCUUCGCGCCUCUUCUGGAGCGCGCGAAACCGAAGCCAAGCUCCCUCCCGUUUCCUCUCUCCACACGCCAUUGCAACUGCUAAUCCCCUAUUCCACCCCCUCUCUCUCUCUCUCUCUCUCUCUCUCUCAGAUCCCCCUAACAAACCCCAAAAUUAGAGAGGGUUCUAGAGGGUUCUAGAGAGAUCUAGAGAGCGAUGGACGACGCGGCGGUGGCGAAGCAGAUAGAGAAGUUGGUGCGGUUCAUCCUCCGGGAGGCCGAGGAGAAGGCGAACGACAUCAUGAUCUCCGCCGAAGAGGAGUUCGAUAUAACAAAAUCGCAGCUUGUUGAAUCGGAGAAACGGAAGAUCAAAGGAGAAUACGAUCGGAAGUUUAAACAGGUGGAAGUUCGCAGACGAAUUGAGUACUCUAGGCAGGUAAAUGCUUCGCGCGUUAAAGUUCUACAGGUGCAGCAUGAUCUGGUGAACUCAAUGAGAACUGCUUGUAGUGAUAAGCUCUUACGUAUUGCCGAUGAUUCAAAUGCAUACAAAGAGCUCUUGAGAGGUUUAAUUGUUCAGAGCUUGGUGCUUAUGAGAGAGCCCUCGGUGUUGCUAUGGUGUAGAGAGAUUGAUCGCUAUUUGGUCGAAUCUAUACUGGAUGAAGCUGCACAAGAAUACGCAAGGAGAGCAAAAGUUCAUCCUCCAAAGGUUACUGUUGAUGAGAAAGUGUACCUUCCUUCACCUCCAACCCACCAUGAGUGUCAGGAGCAGUUUUGCUCCGGAGGCAUUGUUAUAGCAUCACAGGAUAGAAAGAUUCUGUGUGAGAACACCUUGGAUGCAAGAUUGGACCUUGCUUUUAAACAAAAACUACCUCAGAUUCGGAGGCUGCUUUAUGGUGAAGCCGUUAUGACCUGAAACUUUUGGACAUAUCAUUUUGACCUGAAGCUUUUUGAGACCUUUUGAUUCAAAGAGUAAAAGAGUGCUUCGUUUUGUAAAUGUCGUAUGUAGGAGGUAACCCUGUUGUAUAUACGAAGCCUCCAUGUAUACUCUGGAAUAGUGGUAGCGCAACUAUAAAAAUAUUUGUGGUAUAUUUCUUUUUGAAGUGUGAUUCCAGAAUCUACUAUGAAUUUUCGAU